ACGAUCACAAAUACUGAUUACAACACCGUCUUUGAGAUCAAAGACGCGGUCAGGAAGGACACUGUGAAGUACAAAGUCCGAGCUGAAAACGUGAAUGGGUUUGAUGAAGAGUGGGUGGAGCUUGUUGUUUUAGGAAGACCUGCUCGCCCUGAGGGACCUUUAGAGGUCUCCAAUAUAACUGCCAAUGGUUGCAAGCUAAGAUGGAAGCCACCUCUAGACGAUGGUGGCAUGCCAAUCCAGGAGUAUGAGAUUGAAAUGUUCUGUCCUAAAACUAAGAAGUGGAUUAGAAAGGGGAAGGUGGCUGGGGAUAAAUUCCCCUUGUACUUUGAUGUUGAUGGUCUAGAAGAAGGAUUAGAAUACAAUUUCAGGGUUAAAGCUAUAAACGAUGAAGGAGAAUCUGAACCCCUGGAAGGAGAUAAGCCUUUCAAAGCAAAAAAUCCAUUUGAUGACAAACCCAGCAAGCCUGGAACACCAGAAAUCACUGACUACGACAAUGAAUCAGCUGAUAUUCGUUGGGGGCCAUCCGCAAGUGAUGGCGGUUCCCCUAUUACUCACUAUAUCAUCCAGAAGAAAGAAGCAUCUAAAGACUGGGAGGUUGUUGAUAAGUUGAGGACUCCGACUGGUAAUGAAUUGCUUGAGUUUAAGGUUACAGGUCUAGUAGAGAAGACCAAGGUCCAGUUUAGAGUUAUUGCUGUGAACAAGGGUGGAGAAUCAGAACCAAGCGACCCCUCACCCACUCACACCGUCAAGCACAGAAAACUUAAACCAAGGAUUGAUCGAACCAAUCUGACAAUCAAAUCUGCCAAAGUUGGAACCAUGGUUGAGCUUGAUGUCAAUAUUACUGGAGAGCCAUGUCCAGAGACCUCAUGGACCCUCAUGGGAGCUGAACUUGUCACCGCUGAUAAUAUCACUGUUAUUCACUCUGAAUACAAUACCAAGUUCAUCAUUGACAAGGGCACCCGGAAGAACACUCAGCGUUACAAGAUCACUGCCACAAAUAUUCAUGGUAAAGAUGAGGAGUUUGUAGAAAUUGUGUUCCUGGGUAGAUGUGGAGCUCCACUUGGUCCUCUGGAGGUGUAUGGGGUUACUAAGGAUAGCUGUAAACUCAAUUGGCGAGCGCCAGAGGAUGAUGGCGGUUAUCCGAUCUUGGAGUACCUCGUUGAAAAGAUGGACAAGGAAACUGGAAAAUGGGUUCCAGUCUGUAGAACUAAGCCAGACACUACCAACGCCCAAGUGAAAGGACUGCAGGAGGGGCAUGAAUAUUUAUUCAGGGUGAAGGCUGUCACCGAAGAAGGAGAGUCAGACCCUCUAGUGGCUGACAAAGCGAUAAAAGCAAAAGAUCCAUUUGGUCUCCCUGACCCACCAAUCAAGGUAGAACUGUGUGACUGGGAUGUAGAUCACAUGGACCUACAAUGGGGUUUCCCACCCAGUGAUGGGGGAGCACCCAUCAUCAAAUAUAAGAUUGAGAUGAGAAACAGUAAGAGUGAUGACUGGGUUCCUGUUGGAGAAUCUGAUGGUCCUAAGAAAGCCUAUACACAAUCUGGACUCACCAAGGGAGAAAAAUAUAGCUUUAGAGUCAGAUCUGUGAAUAAAGCUGGAGAUUCUGAGCCAAGUGAACCUACCCCUCUAGCUACUGCCAAACCUAGACGAUAUCCUCCCAUCAUUGACCGAGACUACCUUUACAAGGACAAAAUCUGGACAAGGACUGGCAAAGUUUUGAAAUUUGAGAAUCUUCCAGUUGAUGGUGAACCUGCUGCAAAGGUUUCCUGGUACUUCAAGGCAAGAAACCUUGCUGAAGACUCCAAUGCUACAAUCACAAAUGUUGACUACUUUACCAGCAUUGAGAUCAAGAACACUGUCAGAAAAAUGACUGGCAUGUAUUUGAUCAGGGCAGUGAAUGAGCAUGGAAAGGAUGAGGCUGAGGUGGAGUUUGUUGUACUUGGCCCUCCAGGUCCUCCAAGAGAUCUUGAAGUAGCAGAUGUACACAAAGAAGGAUGUAGAAUAAAAUGGAAGCCCCCUGCAGAUGAUGGAGGAAAACCUGUUCAGAAAUAUAUCCUUGAAAAACUGGAUACUGAAACUGGGAAAUGGUCUCCCUGCGGAGAAACUGAUGGAGACAAGACAGAACUGGAACUCGGUAACCUUGAAACAGGCAAGAAGGUCAAAUUCAGAGUCAAGGCUAGAAAUGAGGAAGGAGAUUCUGAUUGGCUUGAAGGCCCUGAUGAUGCAGUAAUGAUCAAGGAUCCUUUUGAUCCACCAGGACCUCCAGGACUACCAGAGGUGACCGACUGGACAGAAAAUUCGGUUAAAUUAAAAUGGUCUCCCCCUUUAAGAGAAAAUGGUGCCCCAGUUACCCACUACACCAUUGAGUACAGGGAGUAUGGCACUGACAAUUGGGUUGUAGGACCCAAAGUAAAAGCAAAGAAGUACCCAGAUGGUGAGGUAAAAGAUCUUACUCCUGGAAAGAAAUAUGAGUUCAGGGUAAAGGCAGAGAAUAAAGCUGGGCUAGGUGAGCCUAGUGAGUCAACCACUCCUCACUUCAUGAAGGCAAGAUUUGCUCCACCAAAGAUUGAUCGUACCAAUCUUGACCAGAAAGUAGUUAAAGUAAACCAACAAGUUGUUAUUGAAGUUGAUGUGUCUGGAGAACCUGAUCCUGAGAAGAAAUGGUUCUUCAAUGGAGAGGAGAUCAAAAGCACUGAGAUGAUUAAGGUAGCUCAUAGCUCUUACCAUACAAAACUAAUGCUAAUUCCUGCAAAAAGGAAUAUGAUUGGAAAAUACACCAUCAAAGCAAAGAACAACUCAGGUGAGGAUGAAGCAGAUGUGGAAAUAGUUAUCAAGGGUAAACCUUCUGCCCCAGAGGGGCCUUUAACUCCAUUUGAUAUUACUAAGAACAGUUGUAAGCUGAAAUGGAAACCUCCUAAAGAUGAUGGCGGAUCUCCAAUUGAAUAUUAUGAAAUUGAGAAACUAGAUCCACUGACUGGUCAAUGGCUUCCAGCUGGAACAUCUACUACCUGCGAGCAUACUGUUAAACCAUUGAGCGAAGGAAAGGAAUACAAGUUUAGAGUGAGAGCUGUCAAUAAAGAUGGAGAAUCUCCUGAUCUUGAAGGAGAUGAAUCCAUCAUAGCCAAGAACCCCUUUGAUCCUCCAAGCAAGCCUGAUGCUCCUACUCCCUUGGAUUGGGGUCCAGACUUCUGUGAUCUCAAGUGGAAAGUGCCAUCAAGUGAUGGAGGAUCUCCUCUUACUGAAUAUAUCAUUGAGAUAAGAGAUAAGGACAAAAGAGCCUGGAAAGAAGCUUUCAAAACUAAAGCAGGAACUCUAGAGGGCAAAUGCUCUGCACCAAUUAUAGUUGAAAAUCAUGAAUAUGAAUUUAGAGUUAUUGCUUGCAAUGCUGCAGGACCUUCAGAACCAAGCGACCCAUCAAAAACAAUCAAGGCCAAGAUUAGGUUCAUGAAGCCAAGAAUUGACAGGAAAACACUUCAGAAGAAGGUUCUUCAUGUUGAUCAAAUGCUAAGGAUUGAGGCAGAUUUUGUAGGUGAACCUGAUCCCAAUGUUGUCUGGUUCCUUCCAAAUGGAGACAAACUAACAGCGGAUGACAGAUACAACCUAGACAUCAAUAUUGAAGACAGACACACUUCUCUUGUGGUUAGAAAAUGCACCAGAAAAGAUACUGGUAUCUACAAAAUUACAGCCAAGAAUGAUCAAGGCUCAGAUGAAGCAGAGUGUGAUGUUCUUGUGGUUGGAGUUCCAGGAAAACCCAUGGGACCUCUUGAGGUCUCCAACAUCACAUCCCAUUCUUGCCAUCUAGACUGGAAACCACCAAAGGAUGAUGGUGGAGAUCCAGUAAAGUACUACAUUGUAGAGAAAAUGGACACAGAGAAAGGUGUUUGGUUACCAUGUGGAGAAACAGAGGGUAAAACUUGUGAGUUUGAUGUAGAAGGUCUGAAUGAAGGCUGCUUUUAUUUGUUUAGAGUCAAAGCAGUAAAUGGACAGGGUGAGAGUGAACCUCUGGAAGCCGAUGCAGCAAUUCUUGCCAAGAACCCAUAUGAUCCCCCUGGUCCUCCUGAAAAACCAUCUAUUGAGGAUUGGGACAGAAAAUGGGUGAAAAUGAAAUGGGAACCACCUCAAGAUGAUGGAGGUUCCAGGAUAACUCAUUAUAUUGUUGAGAAACAAGAGGAGUUUAGCUCCAAAUGGAUUAAGGCAAUGGACACUGACACUGAUGAUUGUUAUGCUAAGGUAACUGAUCUAACUGAACAUAGCAAGUAUAAAUUCAGAGUAAAGGCAGUUAACAGGGCAGGACCAGGACAGCCUUCUGAACCCUCAAAUGAAGUCACAUGCUGUACUAGAAAUGCUCCUCCAAUCAUUGAUAGAACCAACAUGGAUCCAGUUAGGGUGAAGGUUGGAGAACCCUUGAAACUUAACAUUAAGGUUUCUGGUGAACCUGAUCCAGAUAAAACCUGGUGGCUGGGUAAAACUGAAAUCAAAUCUUCAAUCCAUCUUAACAUCAACUAUGAAUCUCACAAAACAGUGUUCCAUGUUGUUGCUGCUAAACGUGAGUACACGGGUACUUACACACUCAAAGCUAUCAAUAAGAACGGCAGAGAUGAAGCUGAUCUUGAGGUUCUAUGUGUUGGACCACCAGAUGUUCCCCAAGGACCAGUCAUUUAUGAAGAUAUCUUUGCUGACAGAUGCUCUAUUCUAUGGAAGGUUCCCAAGGAUGAUGGAGGGUCUCCAAUUACUCACUACAUUAUUGAAAAGAUGGAGGUUGGUGAUGAAGCUUGGGUUCCAUGUGGUAAAACUAAAAGCUUGAGAAUUACUAUUGAAGGACUUGAGGAAGGUCAUGAGUAUUUGUUCAGAAUAAAGGCUGUUAAUGCUGAAGGUGAGUCAGGCUACCUGACAAGCUCUGAUAGUGUCCUUGCUAAAAAUCCCUAUGAUCCUCCAGGCCCACCAGGCAAACCUGAGUGUGUGGAUUAUGAUUAUGACUUCUUUGAACUUAAAUGGGCCCCACCCAAAAAUGAUGGAGGUUCCAGAAUUUUCAACUACAUCAUUGAAAAGCGCAACUCAAAUGAUGACACUUGGACAAAAUGUGGAGAAACUAAAGAGCAGCUUGAGCGUGGAAAAGCAACUGGAGUUGAAGUUGGACAAACCUAUAACUUCCGUGUUCGUGCUCAGAAUGCAGGAGGUGUUGGACCUCCUGGCCCAGAAUCUGACAAUCUCAAGUGCAAGUAUAAGGCACUGAAACCAAGGAUUGACAGAAAAUCCUUGAGAGAAAUUACCAUUAGAGUUGGAGAAUCUUUAGAUUUCAAAGUAGAUAUUCAAGGAGAGCCUGCACCAGACACUACAUGGUCUAAGGAUGGAAAAACUCUCAGUGACACUGAAACCAGAAAGAUCACUCAUAAACCCUAUAAAACUUGCUUCUAUGUUGAUGAGGCCACUAGGAAAGAUGAUGGAAUUUAUCUCAUUAAUGCUGUCAAUAUGCAUGGAAAAGAUGCAGCAGAAGUUAGAGUUUAUGUUAUUGGCCCCCCUGGACCUCCUGAGGGUCCUUUGGAAAUUAAUGGAAUUCACAAAAAUGGAUGUAAACUUCACUGGAAACCUCCAAAGGAUGAUGGAGGCUUGCCCAUUGAAUACUAUAUUGUUGAAAAGUAUGAUACUGAUACAGGUAUCUGGUCCCCAGUAGGAACCAGUCCAUCUUGUGAUAUUGAAUGCAAAGAUCUUGAGCCUGGCAAGGAAUAUGAGUUCAGAGUUAGAGCAGUUAAUGAAGAAGGAGAAUCUGCAAAUUUGAAAUCAAUGAAGCCUAUCAUUGCCAAAGAUCCAUUUACAGUUCCCAUGCCACCAAGUGUUCCAGAGAUUGUUGACUGGAGUGAGUCCCAUAUGGAUCUGGAGUGGAAGGAACCUAUUGAUGAUGGAGGCUCCCCAAUCACUGGAUAUAUUAUUGAAAAGAAGGUGCGUCACAGCUCAGAAUGGGUUGUUUGCCAGCAAAUAGAAGGAAAUCGGAAGAAGGGAAGUGUUCAUGGUCUAACUGAAGGAGAUGAAUAUCAGUUUAGAAUUAUUGCUCUGAACAAAGCUGGACCCAGUGAACCUGGUCAACCCUCAAGACCUAAGGAAGCAAGAGCAAGAUUCCUUCCCCCAAAGAUUGAUCGUAAAAACCUAAAAGACAUUACUGUCUCUGCCGGUGACAUGCUUAAGUUUGAUGCUAAUAUCAUUGGUGAACCACCAGCAACAGUAACCUGGAGGCAUGAAAGUGAACUUAUUGAUUCCAGAACAGAUAAAUCCAUGAUAAUCACAAAUGUUCCGUACAACACAAAGAUGGUGAUAAGAAGCUGCAGAAGGAAUGACCAAGGACAGUACGAGAUUUUGGCCAAGAACCAAUGUGGAAAGGAUCAAGUCACUGUAAAUCUAAGAGUUCUUGACAAACCAGGACCUCCAGAGGAGCUGAAGACAUCAGACAUAUGCUCAACGGGCUGCAGUCUGUCUUGGAGAAGGCCAAAGGAUGAUGGUGGCUGCCCCAUUGAAUAUUAUCAAGUGGAAAAGAUGGAUGUAGAAACUGGCCUCUGGAUUCCAUGUGGGAGAUCUGAAGAUUGCCAAAUUGUUGUCAAGGGCCUGACCCACAUGAAGAGAUAUAAGUUCAGAGUAAGCGCAAUCAAUGAAGAAGGAGAAUCAGAUCCUUGCACCAUGAAGGAUGAGAUAGUUGCUAAGGAUCCCUUUGGUGAACCUGGUCCUCCAAUUCAUCUGGAGCUGGUUGACUGGGACCAGGACUCUGUUGAUCUCAAAUGGGAACACCCCAGAGAUGACGGAGGAUCUGAAAUCACCAAUUAUCUAAUUGAGAAGAAAGAUUCAUCUGGUAAAUGGACAAGAGCCCAUGAAGUACCUGGAACCUUUACUAAGUGCACUGUUCCCAACCUUACUGAGGGUGAAACUUAUGAGUUUAGAGUCAAGGCAAUCAAUGCUGGAGGAGCAAGCCAGCCUUCUAAUGAAGUUGGACCAGUAACCUGCAAAGCUAGAAAUCUUCCUCCCAAGAUUGAUCGUACAAACAUGAAUGAAGUCAGGUGCAAGGCUGGAGAAACCUUUAGCUUUGACAUUAAUGUCAGUGGAGAGCCUAUCCCUGAAAAGAAAUGGAUGAUAAACCAAGAGGAAAUAACUGUUACUGAAAAGAUCAAGAUUGUCCAAACUCAUCACAACAUCAAGCUUAUUGUGCGUGCAGCAACAAGGAAGGAAAAUGGAAUGAUGACAUUAACUGCAAGAAACAGUAAUGGUUUUGAUUCAGCUGAGGUGCAAGUCACUGUUCUAGAUGUACCAAGUGCUCCAAUUGGACCACUUAGAGUUAAGAACAUGACUGCAAGUGACUGUACAUUGGAAUGGAAAGCCCCCAAGGAUGAUGGAGGCAUGGCUAUUCAGUAUUACAUAGUUGAGAUGUGUGAUGAGAGUGCCUCUGCAAGAUGGACCCAGAUUGGGGAAACCCUGGGAGCUGUAACAACAUAUGAUGUGCAAAGCCUUACUGAAAACCAUUACUACAGGUUUAGAGUCAGAGCUGUCAAUAAGGAAGGAAAGAGUGAACCUCUUGAAACCUCUGGUGCAUAUCAAGCUAAAAAUCCCUUUGAAGUUCCAUCCAAACCUGGAAGACCCAAGGUUAUUGAUUUUGAUACUCCCUGGGUUGAACUUGAAUGGGACAAACCAGAAUGGGAUGGAGGCAGUACAAUUGCUGGAUACAUUAUUGAAAAGAAAGACACUUACAAUGCAAGAUGGGAAACUUGUGCAAAAACUGAGGGAGAGGUUCCUGUUGGAAAAGUUAAGGGAUUGGUUGAAGGUGUUGUUUAUGAAUUCCGAGUCAAAGCUUAUAACAAAGCUGGAGAGUCUGAACCUUCUGAUCCUUCUAUUCCACACAGAGCAAGACCCAAGAACGCUGCACCAAGAAUUGACCGAAACUCAAUGAUGGACAUCAAGAUUUUGGCAGGAGAACCUUUGAACAUUAAUGUUCCUGUUGAUGGUGAGCCACCUCCAAUGAAGACAUGGACCAAGGAUGGUUCAGGUCUUGAUGAUGGCAUGAGACUAAUGAUACACAAUGAGGAAUACAGAUCAACUGUAAGAAUCAGUGAAAGUAAGAGGUCUGACUAUGGUGUUUAUCAGCUUGUUGCUAAAAAUAAGAAUGGAACUGACACUUGCACAUGUAAUGUCAUUGUUCUGGAUGUUCCCGGCCCUCCAGAAGGUCCAGUUGAACCCAAAGAUAUUCAUAAAGACUACAUGGUUGUUCACUGGAAAUUACCUAAAGAUGAUGGAGGAAGUGAGAUUAAGCAUUAUAUUGUUGAAAAGCAAGACCAGGAUAACAUGAGAUGGGUCCCAUGUGGAGAUUCCAGAAAGCUCUUCUUGAAGGUUGAAGGUUUGAUUGAAGAACAUGAAUAUAAAUUUAGAAUCAGAGCAGUCAAUGCCCAAGGAGAGGGUGGACCUCUCAUUGGACCUUCUGAAGCUGUUGUAGCCAGAGAUCCUUACAAGCUUCCUGGCAAGCCUGGCAAACCAUCUGCAGAAGAUUGGGAUGUUGACAGAAUUGAUUUGAAAUGGGACCCACCUAGAAGUGAUGGUGGAAGUGCAAUUAAGACUUGGAUCAUUGAGAAAAAGAACAAGUUUGGACUAUGGGAGAAAGCAGCAGAGGUUCCAGGACCUCAACCAAAGGGUUCUGUCAGAGGACUUACAGAAGGUGAAGAAUACAUCUUUAGGAUAAUUGCUGUAAAUGAUGCUGGUGCAGGUGAACCUGGAGAACCUUCAGACCCCAUUACUGCAGAAGCAAGGUAUGUUAAACCAGAAAUUGACACUUCAGCAAUGCAAGAUAUGGUUGUUCGUGCUGGACAGAGGAUCAACUACACUAUUCCCAUCAAGGCUGCACCUAAACCAAAGAUCAUUUGGAGAAUCAACAAGAAAGAAGUUGUUUGUGAUGAACAUUUUGACAUUCAAAAUCUCAGGCGUCAAACAAUUUUAGAUAUUGCAUUCUCGAAAAGAAGAGAUGCCGGAUUGUACUCUCUGGAAGUUACUAAUGAACUUGGAUCUGCCUUUGCAAAGGCUAAUGUCACUGUUCUUGAUAGACCUGCUGCCCCUGAAGGUCCUCUGAAACUAUCUGGAGUUACAGCCUCUAGCUGCAACUUAGCUUGGGGGGCUUCUCCUGAUGAUGGAGGAUCACCCAUAACUCACUAUCUUGUUGAAAAAAUGGAUCUUAGCAGAGGAUCAUGGGUUGAGGCAGAGAUUACAACUGAGUUUAAGUGUGUGAUCAGAAGCCUAGUCCACAAAAAGGAAUACUUGAUGCAGGUAAAAGCUGUGAAUGCCAUUGGAGAAUCUGAUCCACUUCCUCUGGACAAAUCAUUUAUUGCAAGAAAUGCAUCAGAUGUUCCUGAGGCACCUGGUAGACCAUCUGCAUAUGAUUGGGACAGAACCUUUAUUGAUUUGACAUGGAAUAAGCCUCUUAAUGAUGGCGGAAGUCCCAUUGAAGGAUACAUAAUUCAAGUAAAACCUAAAGGAAUGUCUUCCUGGAGAGAAUGCACUACCAUUUCAAGGGAUAUUAACAAGGGUAGAGCUGAUGAGCUAAUAGAAGGAGAGUACUACCAGUUCAGAAUAAUAGCUUUCAAUGCUGCUGGACAAUCUCCUCCUGGAGAACCUAGUGAUCCUAUUCAAGCUAGACCCCGCUAUCUUGCUCCAAAAAUACUUACUCCUCUUACUGAUGUUAAUGUCAAGGCUGGAAACAACUUCACCAUUGAUGUUGAGUACAUUGGAAGUCCAGAUCCUAAUGUUAACUGGUAUGUUGAUGGAACUCCAUUAGUAACAGAUGAAAGGACAACUGUUUCUGCCAUUGCACCCAUCACAACUUUCCAUAUUGUUAACUGCAAGAGGUCUGACACUGGAGAUAUUGUUAUAAAGCUAGUAAAUGAGUCAGGAUCAGACAAAGGAUCCUUCUUUUUCAACAUUCUGGAUGUUCCAGGACCCCCAACUGGACCAAUUGAGUUUGAAGAUGUUGACAGCAACUCUGUUACUAUUUCCUGGAAAGCCCCGAAGGACAAUGGUGGAUCUGAUAUAACAAGCUAUGUUAUUGAAAAGAAAGAUCUUGAUCAUGCUGGUGGCUGGGUUCCUGCUGUCAAUUAUGUUGCAGCUAAUGUGUUUACACAGAGGGUACCAAGACUACUUGAAGGAAAUCGCUAUGAGUUUAGAGUCUUUGCUGUUAAUGCCCAAGGCAGAGGAGCUCCAACUACAUCAGAUGAAGCUAUGCCACAAGCACAAUUUGAUGUUCCUGGAAAGCCUGGAAGGCCAUUUGCAGUUGAUGCAGACAAACACUUUAUCAAAGUUGGAUGGAAACCACCAACACAUAAUGGAGGAUCUGAAAUUACUGCUUAUGAUGUUGAAAGAAGAGAUAUGCUUGGUGGAAGAUGGAUUAAGGUUAAAUCUAAUGUCACCAAGACAGAGUUCCAUGAUACUGAUGUAACUGAAGGCCACCAAUAUGAAUACAAGGUCAGAGCUUACAACAAAGCAGGACCUGGUCCUCAUUCUGAUCCUUCCCUUUCUCUGACAGCCCGCCCAAUGAAGGCAGCUCCUAAGUUAGACAUUGAUGUUCUCAGCAAAAGAAUACGAGUCAAGGCUGGUGAGGAAAUUCAUGUUCUUAUCCCCUAUGUAGGUUCCCCAAUUCCCAAUGUAGAAGUUUCUAAAGAUGGAAAGUCUAUGCACAGCAAGAGGUUCAACUGUGAGGUCAAAUCUGAGCUUAUUUCAUUUUACAUUGAAAACUCAAACAGACUUGACACUGGAGUCUACCAGAUUACAGCGUCUAAUGAAUAUGGAAAAGAUACUGGAAACUUGUAUGUUACUGUUGUGGACAGACCAAGUCCUCCUAUUGGCCCAGUUGUGUAUCAAAAUGUUGAAAAGGACCAGAUCAAGAUUCAGUGGCAAGUACCAGAUGAUGAUGGUGGUUGUGAUAUCACAGGUUAUAUCAUUGAAAAGUGUGAUUAUGGAUCAAAUGAUUGGAUGUCAUGUCCUGGAUAUGCAACUCACUGUGAGUACACUGCAAGAAGCUUGAUUGAAGGCAAGUUAUAUGUUUUCAGAAUUAGAGCUGAAAACAUGAUUGGUGUGUCAGAUGCUCUUGAAGGAAAGCAUGUUGAAGCAAGAUCACCCUAUGAUCCUCCAGGACCCCCUGGUCAGCCUCAAAUUGAUGCCUAUUCCCCUUCAAGUGCAACCAUCACAUGGAGCCCACCAACUGAAACUGGUGGAAGACCCAUUUCUGGAUACUUUAUUGAAAAGCGAGAAUUGGGAUCUGAAUGGAUCAGAGUUAACCAUUAUCCUACACCUAACCUCAACUACAUUAUUCCUGGCUUGAGAGAGGGAGCACGAUAUGAGUUCAGAGCAAUUGCCUGUAAUGAAGCUGGUCCUGGACAACCAUCAAGACCUUCUGAGCCCAUGACAGCUGGUGUUCAAAAAUUCCCCCCGGGACCACCAGAUGGUCUGAACCCAGACAGAAUCACCAAGAAUACUGUGAGUUUGUCUUACAGGCCACCAAGAAAUGAUGGUGGAUCAAAGAUUAAGGGAUAUAUCAUUCAAAAGAAGCAGAAGGAUCAAGCUGAAUAUGAAGAUAUUAAUGGAUAUCCUCAUGCAGACCUAACAUACACAGUUCUGAAGUUGAGAGAGAAAGAUGAAUAUUCUUUCAGAGUUUGUGCAGUCAAUGACGUUGGCAGAGGUGAGCCUUCUCGCCCCACUCCCAAUAUCAAAAUUGGAGAGCAACCUAAUCAACCAAAGAUUGAUUUGUCUGGAAUCAGGGAUAUCAAGGUCAGAGCUGGAGAAGAUUUCUCUGUCAAUAUUAACUAUACUGGAUUCCCCAAGCCAACCGCUCAGUUCUGGCGAGAGGAAACAGAGCUUUCUUCUGAAGUCAGAAUUGUUAUUCAAGUUACUGAAGAGUUUGUUUCUAUAAUUGUAAGAAACUCUGCCAAGGCUGAUGCUGGACAUUAUAGACUUAAACUUAUGAAUGACUCCGGAUAUGAUACAGCCACUUUCCAUGUAACUGUGUUGGAUAGGCCUGGACCACCAAGAAAAAUUUAUGCCACAGACUUUGCAGGAGAAUCUUUCAACCUCAACUGGUCUGCUCCUUUUGACAAUGGUGGAUCUCCAAUCACCAACUAUAUUGUUGAAAAGAGGGAGGUUGGUGGAACUUAUGCUAAAGUUAGCAGCUAUGUGACCACUUGCUACACAAGAAUACGUAAUCUUGUGGUUGGGAAAGAUUAUGAAUUCAGAAUAUAUGCUGAAAAUCAAUAUGGUAUAUCUGAUCCUGCUGAAACUGAUGAACCUAUUAAGGCUAAACAUCCAUUUGAUCCCCCAGGUGCCCCUGGACAACCAAGAGAUUUGUCAUCCACCUCUGAUUCUAUUACUAUUCAAUGGACAAGACCUAGACAGGAUGGUGGAUCUCAUAUUCUUGGAUAUUUCAUUGAAAAGAGAAUGGUGGGAGGAUCUUGGACUAAGGGAUGCCACUCCAUGAUUAAUGAUCUCACCUACAAGGUUUCAGGACUUUCUGAGAACAAUGAUUAUGAGUUUAAAGUAUCUGCUGUAAAUGCAGCAGGACAGGGUCCAUGGAGCGCACCAUCUGAACCAAUUAGAUGUUCACCUGCUAAAUGUGCUCCUAAGAUUACUAGUGAUCUAAGCCUAAGGGAUAUGACCAUUAUAGCAGGACAUGAAAUCAGCAUUACUGUUCCAUUUGUUGCAUCUCCUCAACCAAAAUCUCACUGGAGCAUAAAUGGAUAUGAAAUUUCCCAGGAUACAAGAAUAUCUUUGGAGCUUAACAGCUAUGAAGCUAAGUUUUACAACAAGAAGGCCAAAAGAUCUGAUACAGGAACAUACAAUAUUCAGCUUACUAAUUCUGAGGGCAGCGAUCAAGCAACAUGCAAGGUACUUGUUGUGGAUAGACCUGGGCCACCCCAGAAACCUAUUGAUGCUUAUGAUAUCACUCCAGAGACAUGCACACUCUCAUGGAGACAGCCCUCUGAUGAUGGAGGUUCCAACAUCACAAACUACAUUGUUGAGAAAUAUGAUGUCUCCGGAGGUUUCUGGACAAAAGCAUGCAGCUUUGUCAGAGGUCUUCAUUAUGAAGUUAUUGGUCUUGAGCCAAACAAGAAGUAUAGUUUUAGAAUUAGAGCUGAAAAUCAAUAUGGCUUGUCUGAUCCUACAGAAAUUGAUGAACCAAUAACUGCUAAAUUCCCCUUUACAGUGCCUGAUCCUCCAGGAAGACCAAAGGCUGUGGCAGAAACUACUUCUGCUGUGAAUCUACAGUGGGAGAGGCCAUAUUCUGAUGGAGGAAGUAAGAUUCAAGGUUAUAGGGUUGAAUACAGAGAGGUUAGUGAGGCAAUAUGGAUUUCUGCAACUGGGGCAUUAGUCAAAUCCCAGACAUAUACUGUAUCUGGCCUUGUCACCGGAAGCACUUACGAGUUCCAAAUUAAGGCAACAAAUGCUGCAGGAGACAGCAGACCAUCUCAACCAUCAGGAUCAUUUGAGCUUAAGGCUAAAGCAAAUCCCCCUGGUCCUCCAGGUUCUCCCAUUGUUACCAAAGUUGGCAAGAGUUAUGUUGAUCUUAAAUGGUCUGUUCCUGCUUAUGAUGGGGGUGCAAAGAUCACUGGAUAUAUUGUUGAAGCUAAAGAGGGCAGUGGAAUGUGGUAUAGAAUCAAUGAUUACAAUAUUACAGAUCUAUCUUAUACAGCUAUCAAUCUCACCAAUAACUCUGAUUAUGAGUUCAGAAUCCUUGCAGUCAAUUCUGCAGGUAAAAGCGAUCCAUCAAUGCCUAGCAGCCCUGUUAAAGUACAAGAGAUUUCUGAUGGUACAGUUCCUGAGUUUGUAAAGGGACUUCACAACUGUGGUGUAGGAUUAGGUAAGAGACUUUGUCUAGAGACUGAAGUCACAGGAAAGCCAAAACCCAGUGCAAGAUGGCUAAGAAAUGGAAGAGAGGUUACAGAACACCCUGGAAGAGUUAAGUUUGAAGAAAAGAAAACUGAUAAGAGUUCUUUCUUCAUGAUGAUCAUUGAAGAAAUUUGGGAGAUUGAUGAUGGGGAAUACUCCUGCCAAGCUUACAACUCUAUGGGAUUCACCACUUCCAGCUGCAGGGUGAAAGUUGGUGCUCCUCCUAGGAUUGAAUACAUUCCAAGUGAAUUACAUCUGCCUGAAGGAGACAACACUAAGAUCAAGGUGAAAUGGUCAGGAGAUAUGCCAUUUGUUGUCAAAAUAUUCAGAAAUGGUGAAGAACUUGUUGAUAACUCUAGAGUUAAGAUGACACUGUUUGAUGAGUUCCUUAUAAUUUUUAUGAGAGACAUCAAAAAGGAGGAUGCUGGCAAGUAUACUGUAAAAGUCUCGAAUUCCAGUGGUUCAACUGAAGAAUCUUUUAUGGUUUACAUUUCUGGACUUCCUGGAGCACCUAUUGCACCUCUUGAGGUUUCAGAGAUUACAAGCCAUACAUGCAAGCUUGCUUGGAAUCCACCUGACUAUGAUGGAGGCUCCAAGAUUACUCAUUAUGUUGUGGAGAGACGUGACAUUCGCCAUAAUGAAUGGAUAGUCAUUGCUAGUUUUUGCAAAAGCACAAACUUUGCAGUCCAAGGGCUUACAGAAGGCCAGGAGUAUCUCUUUAGAAUAUUGGCAGCUAAUGUCAAUGGUACUGGACCUCCACUUGAUGGAGUUAAUCCAAUCAGAGCUAAACCUCCUCAUGAUCCUCCAUCAGCUCCCGGCAAACCUUCCAUUGUUGCCGUUGGUGGUGACUUUGUCAAUCUUUCUUGGGAUAGACCUGAGAUGGAUGGAGGUUCCAGAAUUAAGGGAUACUGGAUUGAAAAGAGAGAAAUAGGACUUGACAUCUGGCAGAGAGUCAAUCAAUACCUUCACUCAGCAACUCAAUUCAAUAUCUCUAACCUUAUUGAAGGAAGAUCCUAUGAAUUCAGGAUUUUUGCUGAAAAUGACAUUGGUGUGAGUGCAGCAUCACCUAACUCACAACAAGUGGUUGCUAAGGAUCCAGAUGAGCCACAACCUCCAGAGAUCAUUGCUCCUUUGAAGGACAUUGCUGCUAUUGAGGAUAAGGAUGGUCAGUUUGAGUGCAAGCUCACUGGAAUACCUAAACCAAAGGUUACAUGGUACAAAGGAGCCCGAGAACUGUUUAAUAGUGGUAAGCAUGAAAUUACACAGAUUGGAACCAGUUACUUCCUUACAGUUAAGAAUGUAUUUGGAGAGGAUGAGGAUACUUAUACAUGCCGUGCAUCUAACAGUGGAGGCACCAAAUCAUCAAAGGCAGAGCUUAAAAUCAAACAACCACCUAGACUUAAUGUUCCUCCAAGAUUCAGAGACUCUGCAUUCUUUGAUAAGGGUGAGAAUGCAGUUAUUAAAGUACCUUUCACUGGAAACCCCAAGCCAAGAAUUUCAUGGAAGAAGGACAAUGAGUUUGUUGAGAGUGGAGCUCACUUCCAAGUGAAAACUGAGGAACGUCAUGCUCUUCUAACAAUUAUGGAUUGCUCUAAAGAUGACAGUGGUCCAUAUACAAUCACUGCUGAUAAUGAGCUUGGAACCGAUUUUGCUCUUAUCAAUGUAAAUAUUUCUGAUCGUCCUGAUCCUCCAAGGUGGCCACAGACUAGCCAGAUUGGAACUGAUUCUUUAGUUUUGGAAUGGCAAGUUCCAAGCUGGGAUGGUGGUUCUUCAAUUACCAACUAUGUGGUAGAAAAGCAGGAGCUUCCAAUGACAAGCUGGUGUAGAGUUGGACACACUAGGUUUACACUUAUGCCUGUGACUAACUUGAUUCCUGGAAAUGAAUACAAAUUUAGAGUUUUUGCAGAAAAUGUCUAUGGACGAUCAGAUCCAAGUGAUGAGUCUGGAAUUUGUCAAACCAAGGGAAUUCUUAAGAAGAAAACAGCAAGGACUCAGUAUAAGAUUGACCCAGACACUGGAAAGAAGAUCAGAGGCCAAAAAUGUGAGGUUAAGGACUACGACCAAUUUGUAUUUGACAUUUAUGCCAAAUAUAUUCCUCAACCUGUGGAAAUCAAGACUCAGGAUAGUGUAUACGACCAUUAUGAUAUUCUCGAAGAAAUAGGAACUGGUGCCUUUGGAGUUGUUCAUAGAUGCAGAGAGUUAAAAACUAGCCAUGUUUAUGCAGCAAAAUUCAUUCCGAUUGGACAUGCCAUGGAGAAGGCUCUGAUCCGUAAGGAGAUUGACAUAAUGAAUCAUCUACAUCACUGCAAACUUAUUAACCUUCAUGAUGCCUUUGAAGAUGAGGAUGAAAUGGUUCUCAUCUUUGAAUUCGUGUCUGGUGAAACCCUAAUGGACCGCAUGUAUUCCAGUCUGUCCGGCGGGGAACUCUUCGAAAGAAUCACUGCUGAGGGCUAUACUAUGAGUGAAGCUGAAGUCAUCAACUACAUGAGACAGAUUUGCGAAGGAGUCAAGCAUAUGCAUGAAAGAAACAUUAUUCAUCUAGAUAUUAAACCUGAGAAUGUAAUGUGUACUACCAGCAAGAGCACUAGUGUUAAGAUCAUUGACUUUGGUCUUGCCACCAAGCUUGAUCCUAAUGAACUAGUCAAGAUCUCAACUGGAACUGCAGAAUUUGCAGCUCCUGAAAUUGUUGAAAGAGAGGCUGUAGGAUUCUAUACAGACAUGUGGGCUGUUGGCGUGCUAGCUUAUGUUCUUCUCUCAGGUCUAUCUCCAUUUGCUGGAGCCAGUGAUAUCGAGACAUUGAAGAAUGUCAAGGCCUGUGACUGGUCCUUUGAUGAAGAGGCUUUCAAGAAUGUUAGUGAAGAAGGCCGAGACUUUAUCAGAAAGCUUCUUGUAAAGCAGAAGGAGAAACGUUUGUCAGCACAUGAAUGUCUUACUCAUGCUUGGUUAACUGGAGAUCACUCUCACAAAACUCUGGAAAUUGCUAGAAAUAGAUUCUUUGCCAUCAGAGAAAAGAUCAGGCAGAAGUAUGCAAACUGGAAUGACUUUGUACUUCCCAUGGGGCGCAUGUCUGAAUUUAGUUCUCUACGCAAGCUCCAAAUGGAGAAGUAUCGAAUGCAAGAGGUUCUUAUAGAUCGCAAAUGUGCAGCACCUAGAUUUGUUAUUAAACCUCAAUCAACAUUUACUCUGGAGGGUCAAAGUGCUAGAUUCACAUGUAGAAUUAUUUCCCUGACAAACUGUUCUGUGACAUGGUACCACAAUAAUGUGGAACUCAGACAGAGUGUCAAGUAUAUGAAAAGAUAUAUCGGGGACGACUACACCUUUAUCAUCAACAGGUGUAAGGUAGAAGACCGUGGGGAGUUCAUUAUCCAUGCUGAAAACCACUACGGUGUAACUGAGGAGCCUGUCUUCCUAAAUGUACAACCGGUGCCUAAGGACCUUCCCAGAUAUGAACCUGAACCUCUUCCAGUCAGAAAGAGGGAGUUGCAGACUUACAAACUGUACAGAGAGGAGAAGGAGUGCGCUCCCAUGUUUACAUUCCACCUUAGACCCCGCGUUAUGCAAGAAGGAGCAACAUGUAAGCUCCUAUGUUGCUGCACCGGUAUACCUCACCCAGCCAUCAAGUGGUACAAGGCUGGUAAAGAAUUGGACUCCGAUAAGUUCCCCAUCACCCAUACAGAUGGUGUUAUUACCAUUGAGAUUAUCAACUGCCAACCUUCUGAUUCUGGAAAGUACAAGUGUGUUGCCACAAACAGUUUAGGCUCUGACUCUACCGACUGUGUAGUUAUUGUUGAAGGAAACAAUAUGUCAGAGGAACAGAGGCAAAUGUCUGAUUCUAUCCUAUACUCAGAUCGUCGAUUCACCGACCACAGCAACAACCGAGUAGUCCAUGCUCCAACUGUACGCAUCUCUGAACCCAACGGCGUCAAUCCUAAAGAUGUCGCUGACGCACUCGGAAGUGGAGGAAAAGGAAAAAAGCAAAAAGCUUACAGAAGAUCUGACUCUUCCACUUCCAUGGGAGGCCGUUCUCGUGGUCACACAAAGGAACUUGCACUCCCUGCAGACGAUUCCCUUAUGUGUCCUCCGUCAUUCCUCACCGGACUCAAACCAGACCUUCAGAUCAAAGACGGGACACGUCUUGAGCUUAAAGUGUCUGUAAAGGGAGAUCCUGACCCUCAGGUGACCUGGACCAAAGACGGGACCCUGAUCUCCUCGUCUGAAAUCAUGGAGGUCAAGUAUAAAAACGGCGUCGCAUCUGUUAUCAUAAAUGAAGUCUUCCCUGAGGAUGGUGGCAAGUAUACUUGCAAAGCUACCAACACCAAGGGAAGCGUUGAAACAUCCUCGAAGGUUCAAAUUCUUCCAAUGGAGAAGAAAGCCAUGAAUGGUGCGACCAAUGGAACAUCUGCACAUAAAUCUCCUCGGGUGUUUGACCACAUCAAAUCUAAGGUGGUCAACGACGGAGAUGCUGUGACAUUGACAGCCAACAUUGGCGGAGCAGACAAAUUUGAUGUUGUUUGGCUUCAUAACGAAAAGGAAAUCAAACCCAGCAAGGAUUUUGAAUAUACCUCCUCCGGUAACAGCUAUAACCUAAUCAUCCACGAGAUAUUCCCUGAAGACUCUGGAACCUAUACCUGCGAAGCGUUCAACGACAUUGGUGAAUGCUUUUCUAGCUGUAGCUUGGUUGUUGAAGUCCCCGGAGAAGAAGUUUUUGCUCCCAAGUUCAAACGGUUCCCAAUUUCUCUCACUGUAGAGAAAUCAUCGGCAGCUUCAUUUGAAGCAGAGCUAGAUGCUCCACCAGCCACUGUCAGCUGGAUGAAGGACGGACGGGAACUGAAGGAACAAGGAAUGAAGUACAGGAUCACAAACAAAGGCACCACGUUGGGUUUGGAUAUUCUUGAAUGUUGUGUAGCAGAUGCCGGCCAAUAUGCUCUUAUUGUUACAAAUAAGAAGGGGGAGAGCAAAGCUGCAUUCAGUUUGAAUAUUUAAAACAACCAUUUUUAAAUUAGACAUUAUUUUUAAGCAUGGAUUACUGCAUUGAAAUGGACAAAGAAAUUGGAUAAUGAAAAGGAAUAUUACAAUGGAAAAAAACGGCUAGAAAAAGUUUACGGAUUUACAAAUAUGGACACGAAAAAAAACGAAUAAAAAUGACCAUCAAUGAGGGCAAUCCUGGUAAAAAAAAGGUCUGAAAAAUGUCUCCAUAAAAGCUCAUCAACCUCUCUUGGACGCUCGAAUAUAUAUAAUAUAUAAAUAUCAUGAUAAACUGAUUGUUGCAAACUUAUUUUUUUUUAAUGUUGUACAUCUACCUUGAAAAUUGUACAGCCUAUACUGGAGUACUGUAAAAAAAACCUUGUAAUAUCACGCAUAAUAAAUUGUACUAUGUCGGAUCAGAAAAGUCCCUUAUGCACCCCAAAACUUGGAAAGGGUCAUUUCUCACUUGACAUAAAAUAGAAGAGAGCAUAUAAACUAAUUUUUUUUUGUUAUAUUUUUGUUUUUAUCAUUUUUGGGAAAGUGCAUAACGGUCUUUGGAAAAUCGGUCGCAUCCCACGCGACCGUUUAUUCAUCGUUCGUUUUGUUCUUAGUUCCCGACGAAUCACUGGAAAUUUUUAUUGAUUUUUGAAUGAAAGAUAAAUGUUGGCAGAUGAAGAAACGAAUGAAUGCUUAAAAAAGUGUGAAUUAAAUAAAUUAUUUUAUAUUUAA
Eurytemora carolleeae is the source of this 19584-nucleotide messenger RNA. RefSeq names its product twitchin (gene bent). The record is from RefSeq and is a predicted model, not a curated record. Gene Ontology annotation, molecular function: ATP binding; protein kinase activity; protein binding. NCBI's taxonomy places the organism in Eukaryota, Metazoa, Arthropoda, Copepoda, Calanoida, Temoridae. The coding region runs from base 229 to 18873 and encodes 6214 amino acids. Gene Ontology annotation, biological process: protein phosphorylation. The transcript is spliced from 19 exons.